Messenger RNA from Heterocephalus glaber (naked mole-rat), 907 nucleotides. It is a transcript of the gene Krtap26-1, whose product is annotated as keratin associated protein 26-1. NCBI's taxonomy places the organism in Eukaryota, Metazoa, Chordata, Mammalia, Rodentia, Bathyergidae. Gene Ontology annotation, cellular component: keratin filament. The record is from RefSeq and is a predicted model, not a curated record. Gene Ontology annotation, molecular function: structural molecule activity.
ACUUCUUUCCUUCAACCGCAGCCUGUUCUCCACAUCUGACUAUGUCUUGCCGCAACUCCUGCUCUGGAAACUGCAGCUCAGAAUCUCCCAGAAAUUCCUGCCAUGUUCCUCUCAACCCUGCUGUUGCCCUCUGCUCAACCAGUGUAAGUGGUGGGGAGAUCCUGUACUUACCCAGUAGCUGUCAAGACAGCAUCUGGUUCACUGACUACUCCCAAGGGCCCUGUGAGGAGUCAACCAGCUGCCAGCCAGCCCCGUGUGCCCCCAGCCUUGGUGGGGCUGCCUGCUGCUCAUCCACUGGUCACUACGUGCACAGGCCCUGCCAUGGAGGCAGUUUCCUUCCUGCUUCAUCCUUCAUCUCCAGCUCCAGCAUCCCAGUGUCCUACAGACCUCUGAGCUACAUGUCCAGCAGCUGUCAUCCUCUGAGUCCCCUGGUCAAUACUUUCCAGCCUGCAGGCUGUGUGUCCAGUGGCAGUGUGUCCAGUGGCUAUCGCCCCAUACUGUGCUUCUCCAGCCCUGGCCGACCUCUGAGCGUCCUGCCUUAUGGAUGUCAACCCUCUGGCUCCGUGGUCUACAGACCUCAAACGGUUCACGUUGUGAGCAGCGGCCUCAGGCCAGUGCAGCCUCUCUCCUCUGGCUGCCAACCUCUGACCUCUGUGGUCAGCCCCUGCCAUGCAUCCUGCUCUGCACAGGGAGCCCAGUAGCUUCUUUGCCCAAUGAAUAUUCAUGCUGAAGAUCCGGGAGCAAAAUUCAAACUCCAUGGACUUUUGCUUCUCUCCUAGCAGCAACUAUUUUUUUCUUGUUUUCUCUGUGCCUGAUUUAAUGCAAGAUGUCUUUGCACAUCUAAUCUUGCUUUCAUCUUUGCUUGAUAUAAAAAUUUGGUUUACAAAGCUAUUCUAUGUUGCUUGGC